Messenger RNA from Ailuropoda melanoleuca (giant panda), 7112 nucleotides. RefSeq names its product tetraspanin 10 (gene TSPAN10). The transcript is spliced from 5 exons. Gene Ontology annotation, cellular component: plasma membrane. Bases 5362 to 6405 code for a protein of 347 amino acids. NCBI's taxonomy places the organism in Eukaryota, Metazoa, Chordata, Mammalia, Carnivora, Ursidae. The record is from RefSeq and is a predicted model, not a curated record.
GAAGCGGGGUCCGGAGCCCCGCGCCGCAGCGGAAGGAAGGCCCCAGCGUUGGUGACCCGCGCUCCUUCCCGAAAAUCCGGGCGAGGCAGGAAGGUCCGAGGAGAAACAAGCGCAAGCGUCCGAACCUCGCCCGGAGACCGUCAUCGCCGGGUUACAAUGGCGGAAGGAGCGCGCGGGGCUUGCGGGGCUUGCGGGCCGCUGCCGGCGGGGAUGUCGUGCCGGGACGCGCACCGCGCACUGUCACGCUGUGCGAACGGAGGGAAGGCGCCUCCGCGACGCUAGCGAGACGAACGCCCGGACUCGAACAGUGUCCCGGCCCAGGGCUGCGCGCCCGGACGGCGGCUCUCCGAGGACCCCCCAGCGCGGGCCUCAGGGCCGCCGCCCCCGGGAUCCCGGCUCUGCUGUGCGCGUCCUGUCGUCCUUUCCGGUUUUCCCCCGGGGCCCCCGCUUUCGUGCCGCCGCAGGCCCUGCAGUUCCGUAGCUGACCUUGCCCGUGACUGCGGGGAAGUUACCAACACGUCUAGGAGGCCCAAAUCUGUGGUUCCACCCCAUGGCUCGACCCCGUCCGCACCCCCCCUGUUAGCGGCAGCCGUGUUCACCUCACGGUCCGCGCCUCAUCUCGGGGUCGGCAGCUGCUUCAGCUCCCCGCUCGUCCCACCCACGAGGAUCGACGAGGGGUCUCCACGGCUGCGUGUGGCCGGCUAAGGCGGGGACGAGGGCGAAACCGGAGAGGGUCCCCCCCAGGUGGAGCCUACCAGCAGGAGGCCGCGUGUGAACACAUCACACCUGUGACUGAGCGGCGGAGGGUGAGAGCCUGGUCAAGAAAGACCUCGCUGAGGAGGGGAGAGCAGGUCCCGGACAAAGCUCCUGAUGGGAGAGAAACAGGACGAGGGGAAAGCAUGUGCAAAGGUCCAGGGCCUGGCAGGUGCUGGGUGCUGCCGGAACAGCGCAGCCGCUGGUGAGGCCCAGAGACCUGAGUGAGGGCGGAGGAGGGCGGGGUCGGGAAGAGACACGUGGAAGGCCUCCGGAGUCUAUUGUACGUGUGUUAUGUUAGCCUUUGGAGGGAUGAGAGCGAAGAAGACAUGCUCUCCGCUACGGUUCAGAAGGAUUCUCGGGUCGUGCAAUGCAGACGCAGCAUGGAGAGGCAGAAAGAGGAGCCGGGGGACGAGGCCGUGCUGCAGCCCCGAGGACAGAGGCUGAAAGGCGUGAGAUCCAAGACAAACACUGGAGGGAGAGUACAUAGGAUUGCCCCAAAGACUCGGGUGCUAGGCUGUAUUUUGCGGACACACAACCUUCUGCUCUUACUCUUUCUUCUUUUACAGAAUGGCCUCUGACCUUUUCGCUUCUCUUCUAUCGAAACGUAUUCAUUUUACAGGAGGACAAGACUCCGGCUUCCCCAUGAUGUCCCCCGGGGCACUCGUGGGCAAGCACUGCCUGACGACAGGCGUGUUAUCUGCUGUUUGCUGCUUGCCUUUUUAACCUCCUCCUUGGUACCAGGAAGGUUCUUNGUUUUUUUUUUUUUUUUUUUUUUUUUUUUUUGUUAUAUGGGUAGUUGUAUCACUUUGCUAGGACUGCCUUAACAAAAUUGCACAGACAGGAUAACUUACAUUUAUUUUCUCCUGGUUCCAGAGGCAGGAAGUCAGAGAUCAUGGUGACAGCCACUCGGGUUCUUCUGAGGCCGCUCUCCUUGGCUGGCAGCUGCUGUAUCUUAUCCUCAGUGCUCAGGCUUCCCUGGUGUUUCUGUGUGUCCCAGUUUCCUCUUCGUAUGAGGACACUGGCCUCGUUUUAAGUUGAUUACCUCUUUACAGGCCGUCUCUCCAAGUCAUCUUCUGAGAUUCUGGGGGUUGGGAUCUCAACGUAUGGAUUUGGGAGAAACACAGUUCAGCCCCUCACAGUGGUGCUAACUAUAACUUCAUUCAGCGUCGCCCAGGAUCAGGACAGGCGUGAGAUGGAGCUGGAGAGGUGAUUGUCGUCCCCCUGAGAGCCUGGCCUUGCAGCUGGAUGCAGUCGCCGAGGGGGUCUGGGUUUGUCGCUUCGAGGGAGAGAGGAGUGAAGGCUCGGCUGCAUGAGACCACACCUGCAGCUCUCAUCUUUGCCCUGAGCUUCGGCCCCCACACAGCAGCCUGACGCUCCCUUCACGGGGCGAAUCAGGUCAGGUCGGGAUGCUCCUUCACCCCACCCCUCCCCCUCGGAGGGACCCCACCUGAGAAAACCCACCUGGCUCGUUCCCUCCCCUCCCCCCGUUUCUCCCCUUCCUCUUCUUUUUUUUUUUUUAAUUAAGAUGAAAUUCGCUCAGCAUGCAGUCAACCAUUUUUCAGUGAACAAUUCAGUGGCAUUCAGUGCUUUGACAGUGUGGUACACCCACCUCCUGUGUCUACUUCCCAAACAUUUCCAUCACCCCCCAAAAGGAAACCCCGCACCGUUCAGCAGCAGCUCCCCAUUGCCCUCCCCCAGCCCCCGGCAACCACCAACCUCCAGACUCACCUAUUCUGAGUAUUUCACGUGAGUGGAAGGAUGUGUUUGUGGACUUUAGUAUCUGGCUGCUUUCGCUGAGCAUAAUGUCUCCAGUUCCGUCCAUGUUGCAGCAGGCGUCCGAGCUCCUUUUCAUGGCUGAGGAAUAUUCCGUUGGGGGCAUAGAGCACGUCCUGAUUAUCCAUGCUUUGUUGAUUCGUAUCUGGGUUGUUUCCACCUUUUGGCAAGUGUGGGUAACACUGUCAUGACUGCGCGCGUGUGUGUGUAUUUGUUUGAGUCCCUGAUUUCGGUUCUGUGGGGUACAUACCUAGGAGCCAGAUGCCUUACAGUGAGCCACCCCCUGACUCUUCACCCUCCUUUCCGGGCUUCACACCUCUGACGACCACAUAAAGUCACAUGUACUCACGUAGUUACUCGCUGGCUUUAUGACCUCCUCUUCACCAGAGGUAAAAUCCUGCUGACUGGGGGUGGACAGGUUUUUCCGCUGCGGUGUCACCAGGGCUCGGGACACUCCCUGGCUUAGAUCAGUGAUCUAUUAUCCCCAGUUACCUACUGUAUAAUUGUGUCACUAUUGCAAAUCUAUUGUCACAAUAAUGCUGUAAAGUGAACUCAUUCAAAACAGUGGCUUCACACAACAGCCAUUUGCCAGCCUCCCAAUCCUGCAGGUCAGGAAUCGAGACUGGGCUCAGUUGGGUGGUUGUCAUGUGGGAAGCUGGGGGGCGGGGAGCAUGAACCAAGAACACAAAUAACUACAAAAUAAAGUGAAUGGUUUCCCAAAAGAAGAGGGGAGGCCUCCGCUUGUGGGGCCGGAUGUGGUCUGGAGCUGGACACAGGGAGGAGUUUUCACGGGAUGGCAAAGGCCAAGGACACGUGAGCACUGGGCUGUUGGGGGCCAGCAAGCAGCCUGUGUGGCUGGAUUCUAAAGUGGUGGGAAGAGUGAGGGAGAGAGGCUAGGGCUCGAAUGUCCGACAAAAGAAGCCAAGAAACAGCAGGGGAGAGAGAACAGUGAAGACAGGCUGGGCAUGUGGCCUCGCCCAGGAGGCACCCCCCUUUUCCUACCAUGAACACAUGUGUGCAGAGGGUCCUCUUGCAGUGUGUGCCCCCCCCAGCCUCCAGAGGUCCCUGCAAGCCAGAGACUGACGUGUCAUAACCUCCCACAUCACAAAGGAACAGGGGAGGCGUGGAGAGUCAUGUGCCCGUGUUCUCAAAGCAUUGGUAGUGCUGGGGAUGCCUCUGAGCCUUUCUUCCCACCGCCAUGCAAGCCGAGGAGAGAGGACAGGGCAGGGUCAGAGAGCCUUGUGCGCCCCUGUGUGCGGGGCAGCUGUGUGGCUCGGGUCCUUCCAGGCACUAGGGCACAAUGCUGAUUGUGACAGAGUCCUGCCCCCGAGAAGAGACCCUCGGGAGCAAGAAGGAGCCCACGUCCCUCAGAACCAGGAAGGAGUGAUCUGGCCAGUGGACACCAUCUCAUUCUUACAGUGAAUAAAUGGGGGGAUGACCUGGCAUUUAACUGCCGGCCCGUCUCCGGGGCUUGUUUCUGUGAGCCAGUUCUCAGGGGUCUGAUGUCCGGGCCGAGCUGGGGGAGCAGCCACUGGACCUGCCAGGCUGAGGCCCGCACGAGGACCCUGAAGCGGCGGCCACGAGGUGCCAGCGCCAGCCAUGUCACGCCAGCACAGAGCUUCAGGGAAUCCGUAGAGCAAGGCUGAGAACCCGCGCUCCGGUAGGGGGGUCUGGGUCUCAGCAAGCAGAGGCUGUCUUAAGCCCUACAGUGUGAUGCCUCACAUGAUCUGGUCAUGACUGAGGCGUCCUGGUUCCGCUCGCAGCUCACCCGGCCCUGGGCUGCGCAGCUCACGGGACGGCUGAGGGCACAGGCAGCAGCAGCUCCGAGUCCCAGCUAGAGACCAGGACCAGCACACCUGUCCUGGUGCGGAAUGGAGGAGGGGGAAAGGAGCCCCCUGCUGUCCCAGGUAAGCCAGUGCCCUGGUGGCCUCUGCCCCGACUGGAAAUGUCUCCGCCCCCACAGGCCCUGGGGAGGACCUCAGGCUGGGUUCUCAGCCACCCUGGCCCCGGGCUCCACCCUGAGCCUUGCCAGUAGGUGGACACCCACGAGGAGCUAAGAUUAGGGUGGGGCCUUUACUGAUCACCCAGCACCUUCCCCCGGCUCGGGAACGUUUGCUAUCCUUGCCCUUGUGCUUGACGUGGACCGAGUGCAUCCACACUCUGAGAAAACACACACUCAGGGGAUGUGCCCACUGGCCCUUCAGCACCUCCCUCGUGUCCUGCCCAUCCGCCUCCACCUGGGACCCCCACCCCCAGCCUCUCAGCCUUCUUAUGGCCCUUGUUGGCCCUCCCCCACUGCUGCCUGUGGGUCUGGAAGCAAGACAGUGAGCUCUGGCUCGGGAGUGGCUGGAGGCUGACACCCUGACAUCCCGACACCCCUCCCCGCUGGCCGCGCAGCUGCAGGAUAACCUCCUGGCCCACGCCCACGGCCGCUGACGGCCCCAGGACCCCCCAGCCUGGCACCAGCAGCCUGGCCUUUUGCUCCCACUGACUGUUGGGAUCUGGGGGGGGGCUGACAAAUACUCCUUUCCUCUCCUCCAAGUUCACAGUGAAUGAGGUUUCAAUGCAUAGUCGGAUGUGGGGAGUGGAGGACAGCUUCUCCCUGGUGAACUGGUUUGGAAGGGAGACCCUGCCUAGGUGUGGGGCCACAGCUUCCUAAUUCUCCCAGGUUUCGAGGGCAGACUGUCCCUCUCCUCCCUGCAGGGAGAGAACAGAAGUUUCUCCCACACCUGCCUGCAGGUGGGGGGGGGCAGGCAGAUUUGAAAUGGAGAUUGCUUCUUCAAACCUCACGAUCAAUGAGCCACUCCUCUGUGGGAGGACUGAGGGCAGGGGAUGGGUCUGCACUUCUUUACUUUCCGCACUUGGUAUGACCAGUGUCCCAGAGCGUGGCUGAGUGUCCUGCUGGAGGGCAAGACAGGGCUCCUUGGAAGGCCCUGCCUCCCACAGAGCCCUGGUCUCCUGGCUGCACUUCUCCCUGCCCUGGGAGCCUGGCUGGCCCAGCACCGAGUCUGUGCUCAGGGCCUCCACCUCCUGGGCUGGGUGGGGAAGCCCCUCCCUCAACUGCACAUACAGACCAAUCCACGCAGAUGCCUGCCAUGUGCCUGUGCUGCGGGACCCACAUCCUCCAUCACACGCGGGAUCAAGGACAGGCGUGUGUCCAUGGAACGUCUGCUGCCCAGGACUGCCCUGCUUAGUCUCUACCAUGAACUGGCAGGGGGUAGCCAACCCUCCGCUCUGCAGGAGCUAGGCCCUUCCCGUCCCCCCUGCUGCCUGGCCGGCCGACAAGCCUGGAGGCUGCCGCGUCCCUCCCCAGCUCUCUCAGGGCACCGGGUGCUGGGAGGAGCCCCUGCCAGGGAGCAGCCGCUCAGGUCUGGCACCCCAAGAGGACCAGGUCCGGAGGGCAGGCCCUGGGGGAGACCCAGCCUCCUCUCUCCCCUGGGAAAGCAGCUGCCUGAAGUCCAGCUGGGGCUGCAGUGCUGUGGGGUGUCUUCCUACCGGGACUGGACAUGGAACCUGGACUUGAACUGCAGCUCCCCUGAGGCCCAGGCCUGCAGCCUUCCUGCCUCCUGCUGCCUCAGCCCCGGGGAAGACGGAGGGGCUGCCAACGACCCCUGCGGCUUCAGAGCUCCAGGCCUGGAUGAGGGUGCCGCUCCGAGGCGGGUGCAUCUGGUGGGCUGUGGCCCUCCACUCCGAUGGUGGCUGCGUGCCAAGGUCCGCGGGGCAGGUGCCUACGCAAUCGCGGUCGUGGCCGUCCAGGGGGUGGAGCUCCUGUUGGCCGCCCGGCUGGUGCAGGCCCUGGCUGUCCGCCAGGGGAUGGUGGAGAGCCCCAGAACUGCGGGGUCACAAAGGUCCUCUGCCCAACUGGCCCAGGCCUGAUAGCCCCAGACGACACCUGGGCAGGCGUCAGAGUAACCGGGUCGCGUCUCGGACACCUGGGCCGCCUCUGCCUGCUGUGCCUCCCACUCCCCAGGGGCCCCUUUCCCUGAGGCCAGGGAAUGCCCGCCUCCUUCCCCGUGAACGAGUCCCGGUACCACCACCAGACUGCACUCUCUUUUGGAGACUUUUGUACUCAACCACGGAGCCAGGCACUGCCCGCUCCCUGCAAACACCCUGUGGCCUGUGUGAGCCGCCCCUGCGGGGCGCUGCCGGCCAGCAUCCGCCUCCUACUGGGGAGGCCAGGCAAAGCUACCUGGCCGGUGGGGGGAGUACCAGCUCCGAGGACUGGAUGAAAUCCUGCUGUCAAGACCCCAACUCCCACCCGGACCAUCACCUCCCAGCUCCACCUCCAGCCACCUCUGAGGCCUGCCUCCGACCUCCAUUCAGACCCCACCUCUGAGGCCCACCCUGUGGCCCCACUCCCUUACCACCACCUGGCCCUUUCCCGUCCACUGUGGUGGCCAAGGGUGAGGCCCAGGCGGAAAUAAAUUGUAGUGAGCUGUAUCAUUCGGACAGUAAGUGGCACCAGUCUUAAGUGGGCAGCGUGAGGAACUCUUCCCCCUGUAAACCCACGUGGACCCACGGCCAGGCCAGGAGCCAGCCACAGCAGGCUGCUUCGCGUCCUCCCUCUGGGCACCCCGACCGGC